AUGUUUUCGCACAGAGGAGGCUACGAAAACAAGACCAGAAAGGCAGAUCCAACCUCCCAUGUUGUCACCGUCGACUACACUGGCUGGACCACCGAUGGAAAGCUCUUUGACUCCUCUGUUCUGCGUGGGCAGCCAGCCACCUUCGCGUUGAACCAGGUCAUCAAAGGCUGGACGGAGGGCCUGCAACUUAUGGUCGAGGGCGAGAAGAGGCGCUUCUGGAUUCCCGCGCCGCUGGCGUACGGGGAGCGCCCGGCGGGCGGGCGUCCCGCGGGGAUGCUGGUCUUCGACGUGAACCUCUACCAGAUCCAGUGA
This is a messenger RNA of Symbiodinium natans, 312 nucleotides long. The record is from the annotation of a GenBank genome assembly. NCBI's taxonomy places the organism in Eukaryota, Dinophyceae, Suessiales, Symbiodiniaceae.